AACAAGAGGAAGAAGCCUUGCUUGUAGUCUGCCGGAAGAAAAAGAAAACAAACAGCUUGCGUCUUUUAUUAUUUUACGGAUGUCUUUGAGAAAAUGCUUUUCACAACAUGCACUGAAAAACUGACUCAAUGUUACGAGCGGUACCGGGAAUAUGUCACGAAAAAUCCAGCAGCAACUGCACAGCUAGAGAGUGCGGUCCGAACCUUGUCCUAUCUGAUUGCAGGGAGGUUUACAGACUGCCAUGAAAUCUCUGAACUAGUAUACACGGCUUCCAAUCUGUUGGUGUUGCUGAAUGAUGGCAUACUGCGUAAAGCACUUUGUCGCACGAUACCUAGGCAAAAGAUCCUCACGUGGCUAUCUGCACUGGAGUAUGUGGAGGUCUUUGUGGAAAUGGGUGCCACUAAGCAGUGGGGUGAAGGUGGGCGCUGGCUGGUCAUUGGGAUCAUCCACAUCCUGAAAGCAGUCUUGCGCAUCCAGCUGCUCUUUUGGUACAAAUCAGGAAUUCAGACUUCACCUCCUAUAAUACCCCUGGACAGAGAAGCAGGUCUCAGAAACCAAGACACAGAACAUGGUGAUCACCCUGAAGACCCAUCCUUUGUAGGGCAGCGGUCAGGACGUGUGAUCAGACCACUUGGCAGCACGCCCCCUCUGCACACCAGGCUGUGGGAGGCGCCUGGCAGGGAGAGGAGGCAGGACUGUGAAGACCCUCCUUCUGCUCCAACACAGCUGGGUUUCCAGGAGACCUUGGCAGAGUCUCUCUUUAUUGGACGCCCACUCGUGCACUUGCUUUCACUUGGAUUAUGUGGAAAACGCUCCUGGAAACCAUGGGUUAUCUCUGGAGUCCUUGAAGUAACCAGUUUCGCAUUGCUUUAUGACACAAAAUCUCUGACGCGACCAGAAAGAGCAGAGUUGAGAAGAAGAGCCCUCCUACUUCUCUACUACCUGCUGCGUUCACCUUUCUACGACAGAUACUCAGAGACAAAGAUUAUUUUCCUACUUAGAUUCCUGGCUGAAUAUGUACCUGGAGUUGGACUUAUUGCACGCCCUCUAAUGGAUUACCUACCUGUCUGGCAGAAGAUCUAUUUCUACAACUGGGGAUAAGAGCUUGGGCCGGAAGAGAAUGUUGUUUAUUCGUAAGAAAGAAAGGAAGAUUUUUCAACUGCAGAGACUCACAAGCACAAGUCUACAGACAAUGUGUUAAAUUGGUGUAUGAUUACGCCAUGUUAAUCUACAAAGAGGUCUGUGCAUGUUGAUGUACGUAUUAUACCCGUAGGCAUGUAUUGAUUGCACAUUGGCCUAAAUCUGUUUUUCAUAUGCUAUUUUAAUAUUUUCUCAAUACAAAAUCAUCGUAACAGGAAAAGUGAUCAAUAAAUACAUAACUUGGUGGAUUACUUCUUUGAAUAAGCAUAUUGUAGUGCACUCAUCUGAUCACAGCUAACACAUUAUGUUGUCAUCAUUAUGAGUAAUUGCUGACAGAAAAAUCACACACUCCCAAAGGAUAUAACAUUCAGGUAUGUAAAUGCUCUUUCCAUGUUUACAAUUUGUUUGGCUUUUAAAUGUAAUUAUGUUCAUACAUGUUGGUGUAUUUGAUACCAAACACAAAAGAAUGAAUACGCUGAUACUUUCUGAAAUACCAUGUUUGGUCAAAAUGCAGACUCGAUGUAUUCAAGAUCAAUGCCCAGAUGUUUAUUUACCCAUUCUCAUGCUAAUUGUGAUAAGUGUGGAUCCAUUUAGGCUUACUGCCAAACAUACCCAUCGCCCCUACAACUAAACACAAACAAAUAACCUCAAACGGUAUUGAAACAAAUAUUUAUCAAGACGUAUUUGGAAUGCAUGUUGUUAAAACACGCAAUGAAAUUGUGACGCAAUAAAUAAAUAUACUAAUA
Messenger RNA from Hypomesus transpacificus, 1886 nucleotides. RefSeq names its product peroxisomal biogenesis factor 16 (gene pex16). Lineage: Eukaryota; Metazoa; Chordata; Actinopteri; Osmeriformes; Osmeridae. The transcript is spliced from 11 exons. Gene Ontology annotation, cellular component: peroxisomal membrane. Gene Ontology annotation, biological process: peroxisome organization. The record is from RefSeq and is a predicted model, not a curated record. The coding region runs from base 94 to 1101 and encodes 335 amino acids.